Messenger RNA from Pelmatolapia mariae (spotted tilapia), 3974 nucleotides. Its product is annotated as T-box transcription factor TBX3-like. Gene Ontology annotation, cellular component: nucleus. Lineage: Eukaryota; Metazoa; Chordata; Actinopteri; Cichliformes; Cichlidae. The coding region runs from base 319 to 2157 and encodes 612 amino acids. Gene Ontology annotation, molecular function: RNA polymerase II cis-regulatory region sequence-specific DNA binding; DNA-binding transcription factor activity, RNA polymerase II-specific. The record is from RefSeq and is a predicted model, not a curated record. Gene Ontology annotation, biological process: regulation of transcription by RNA polymerase II; positive regulation of DNA-templated transcription; cell fate specification. The transcript is spliced from 7 exons.
CGCAAACACAGUCUCUUUCCCUCCCUCUGUUCUCAUCCUCGGUACCAGUUGUUUUCAACAAGCUUGUGCAGUCACAGCGUGCACAGCUGCUCUCUCCCCGUUUGCGAUUUACAAGCGGAUUCCUACCUCUGUCUCAGUAUUUUAAGAGUGGGAAAUUUUGCAUUCCCUCGUAAGACCAAUCAUGCCACACAAUUCAUAAACUUUUAAAAUCGGAGUUGCUGUUUGGAUGUACGCCAUGCGCCUGCAACCUGCGCGGGCUGGCUUGGACUUUUCUGAUCGGAUGCUGUGCUGAGAAAUGCAGUUGGCGCCGUUGUUCCCAUGGCUUAUUAUCCUUUCCAAAUUCGCGGACCCGGUGCCUUGUCCUUAUCAGCCUUCCUUUCCAGCGCACAGCCUUCUUUUCCCGCCGCGCCGACUUUUCCGGACGUCGGGUCCUUCUCCAAGUCUCUGUCAGAGCAGGCACCCCCUGACGCGGGGCUGCACGCAGGUCUGGGGUGCCAAAAUGAGGCCGUUCAGCAACGUUCCUUGAAGAGACUUGAGCCAGAAGAAUGGUUGGACGAGGACCCGAAAGUUACGCUGGAAUCAAAGAACUUGUGGAGUGAAUUUCACAAAAUAGGAACUGAAAUGGUUAUCACAAAAUCAGGAAGGAGGAUGUUUCCCCCUUUCAAAGUGCAAGUAGAAGGGCUGAAUGAAACAGCCAAGUACAUCUUGCUGAUGGACAUUGUCGCUGUCGACGACUGUCGCUACAAGUUUCACAACUCCCGCUGGAUGGUGGCUGGAAAAGCUGACCCAGAGAUGCCAAAGCGCAUGUACAUCCACCCGGACAGUCCGUCUAAAGGAGAACAAUGGAUGAGCAAGCCUGUUGCCUUUCAUAAACUCAAACUCACCAAUAACAUGUCCGAUAAACAUGGGUUUACAAUUUUGAAUUCCAUGCACAAGUACCAACCCAGAUUUCAUAUUGUGAAGGCGAAUGACAUAAUGAAGCUUCCUUAUAGCACCUUCCGGACUUAUGUUUUCCCAGAGACAGAGUUCAUCGCUGUCACUGCUUAUCAAAAUGAAAAGAUUACACAACUAAAAAUUGACAACAAUCCCUUUGCCAAAGGAUUCAGAGAUACAGGAAAUGGGAGACGUGAAAAGAGAAAUAAACAGUUAAACAUUUCUUCACUGAAUGGGAACCAAAGCAAAGCAGACCAGGACUUUGCUGAUUCUGAUGAUUCCUAUGAGCAGCCCAGUACCAGUGAGCCUUUUUAUUCCCCACAACUAAUGAGCAGCCCUCUGAUGUCCACAUCAACUUGUCAAGACGAGACCAACGUUGUCAGUGAUUCAGACGUUGAUCCACUAGAUGACUGCAACGCUGAAGGCAGCUGCUCCAGGAGAGAACACACAUUGGGUUUAAGUCUGAGAAGCGAAGAGAUACUGUGGAACAAGUGUUAUCUCAGAAAGAACAAUCAGGAUGCAACAAAAGCAAGAACAUCAAGCAGCGCUUCACGUGAUAGACAUUCUAUAGGUACGGGUUUAGAAGAGCAAAUGAGUGAAAUCAAAGAUGGGGUCGUGCCUAUGAUGUUACAGUCAUGGAGCGCAUCAUCCUUCAGUGCUGGUCAGCAACCCACUUUGGAUUUCUCAAGUGCACACAGCCAAUUCUCUAGUAGGCUUGGGACACCUUUGUCAUUUCAAUCUGGACAGCUAUCAAUGAAGCCAGAGUUUUUUUCCAAUAUGGGUAUGGAGAAUACGUUUCCCACUUCAUCUGGUAUAAAUGGAUUAAGAAAUGGAAGCCUGUUUUCUGAAAGCAUCACCUCUUCAGCUCCGUUCAAACGUCAACUGUCACAGCAAAUGCUGGCAUCUCAGGGGAUUUCACCAUCACCCUAUGGAGGACUUUUCUCAUAUCCAUACCGCUACAUGGCAGCACCAGGUUCAGUCACACCAGGCCUUUCAUUCUGCACUGCAACCUCGUCGCACUCCAGAAACCAGCAUUACAGCAACUCUCGGCCAUGGGUGCGAUUCAGCCCUUAUCAGAUUCCCACAUCGAUCACCUCAAGCCAAAAUCUGCUAACAUCCAGACUGCCUGGUAGAUCAUAUUUACAGUCUGAGCGAGAAUCAACUCUGGUGUUUGACAAUAACAGCUAUCUAGUCAUAAGACCUAAUAAACCAAAUCCUCCAUAAUAGACUAUUCUACAAGUGAAGUCACAUAUGACAAUCAUUUAAAAUGUUUUGGCAGAAAGUCUAUAUUUUUGCUUCUCUUUAAAUUGAUCAUAUUAUCAUAAACUUAAUAAAGACAGACUUGGUGGCCAGUAUAUUAUACUAGCCUUGGAUAUGCAUGUUUAAUUUAAUAAUUAAAAUAAAUAUUGUACUAGAUUCUACUAAAAGCUACUCAAUGGAAUUCCCAGAACAUGUGCUAUGCAAAAGUCGGUGCCCGGGGUGGAAUUCUUUAGAGGAUGAUAUGAUGUAAUGUGCUUUAAACAUAAAUAAAAACACUAUUUUUACUGCUUUAUUCUAUGUAAAUGUGUAAAUAGUUUUUCUCUUGCAUUUUUUUUUCACAAGAAAGUGACUAAAUGAAGCCUUUUUUCAGAAUGUUUUAUAUUUUAACAAUUAAAUAUGCCAAUGAUAAAUGAGAAAAGUGUUAGUUACAGUGACUAUUUGACAUGUUUCACACUUUCACAUUCUGAUAUACCAAAAAUGUGCAGUGAGCUUGAAAAAACUCAGGACUUUUUGUUUAUCUUCUUUUAAACCAGCACUUAAGAAAUCUCCAGGAGAUGUGAUGUUGUGUAUGAAAUUAUGCAAGUAUAUUGUGUGUUGUGUGUGUGUUUUCACAAUUUACAUAAAGAUGUUGUUCUAAUCUGUAAUAUUUGACUGAAUUAUUUAACGUUAAUUUUGCUUAUUCUGUUUGUUUGUUUGUUUGUUUUUGGGCGGGGUCAUCUUUUGGUGAGUUGUUGAGCAUUGCAACCCUACAUUUCGUAAAAAUAAACCAACAACAAACAAGCAAACAAAAAAAAAAAAAAACUUUUGGAUGUGGUGCUGUCUAUUACUGUUCUUAAAUGCCAGGAUAUUUAAUAUUGAUUUAAGAAGGGAUUUUUCCCUUAUUUUUUUCUCUAAUGGUGAUCAGUUUUAUUUAUGUAGUUACUUUAUUUUUUAAAAAAGCUUUACAUUUUAUUUCUGUACUUCUGUUUUCUAUUUCAGAAAAGGUCAGCCUAUGUGGCUGCUCCUUAUGACCCAUUCUUCUUUGUACUGAUUUCUAGGCAACUGUGGCCUUGGUUGCCCUUUAGACCUUAUAGAACAUUUUUGUCAUCUUCUAAUUUAAGUCACAGUCAAAUGCAUUAGAAGAAAAGGGGAGCUCUUGAACUUAUGGUCUUAAUUCUAAACAAAUUCUUGUGGCAACACAUCUUGGCACUUUUGCUCCCCUCAUCCAACACCCACACCCUUCCAGGAACAAACACUGGCAAGACAAGAGACAGAUUUUAAAUUGGACCGUUAGCUGCAGUGCCCUCAUUUUACUGCCUGCAUAUUUUACAUCUGUCCGCACACAGCAUUACAAUAGUCAUAAAGCAUUUGCAAAUUUAUAAUGGAUAAAGGAUAAAGGUCUAUGGCAUAUGUUAGCUCAACCAUGUGAAAAAAAAAUUAGCUGGACAGUGACACUAUUUGUAAAGUGACAGUGGUUCACAUAAAGUUGAACCACUGUCACUUGGUGACAGUAAAGUUGGCGUUUAAUGACAGGGACAAAUUUGAAGACACUAAAUCAUACUGGGAGAGUGUAAAAAAGGUCAUAUCAGUGUAGGACACACCUAUUUGCAUGUAUACAAACAAAUGUUGAUAGCUGACUGUGUAUUCAAACAAGAUGAUUCACACUGUUUUUACUCUGAGGUUUGCUGGGGCACACUGACAAAUGGCAAAAUAAAUGUUGUCACUAGUUGUCUUGAGACUUAAAAAAGGAAUACUUAAGUCUUCUUAAUACAUUUGUGUGUUAGUGAAUGUUUAGAGCUUCU